AUGGUCCUCAAGUUAGAGACUCUACCACGACCACUGCGCUCCGCGAGCGCUCCGCAAAUGAGAGCUUCUCCGAAGCUUGGGUCCUACAGGCUCCCUCAGAUCCGCGCUUCGCGUUUUCUGGUUUGCGAGGAUGCUUGCAAAGGAAGAGCUAAAGGCUGCGAAACCCCUUUGAGGACCCGGCCUGGCGCGGAGCGCUUACAAGAUCGCCACGACGCGAGCAGCAAUGGGAACCCGCGCCUGCCUCACCUCUCCUCCGCCGGGCAGCAUCUCUACAGCCCCGCGCCGCCCCUCUCCCAUGCUGGAGUCGCCGAAUACCAGCCACCACCCUACUUUCCGCCUCCCUACCAGCAGCUGGCUUACUCGCAGGCAGCCGACCCCUACUCGCAUCUGGGAGAAGCGUACGCCGCCGCCAUCAACCCCCUGCACCAGCCGGCGCCCACCGGCAGCCAGCAGCAGGCCUGGCCGGGCCGCCAGAGCCAGGAGGGGGCUGGGCUGCCCUCGCACCACGCGCGCCCGGCCGGCUUGUUGCCCCACCUCUCCGGGCUGGACGGCGGCGCCGUGAGUGCCCGCAGGGACGCCUACCGCCGCUCGGACCUGCUGCUGCCCCACUCGCACGCUCUGGACGCCGCGGGCCUGGCCGAGAACCUGGGGCUCCACGACAUGGCGCACCAGAUGGAGGAGGUGCAGAAUGUCGACGACCAGCACCUACUUCUGCAUGAUCAGACGGUUAUUCGCAAAGGUCCUAUUUCAAUGACGAAGAACCCCUUGAGUCUCCCUUGUCAGAAGGAGCUGGUGGAGGCUGUGAUGAAUCCCAGCGAGGUCUUCUGCUCGGUCCCUGGAAGAUUGUCCCUCCUCAGCUCUACAUCUAAAUACAAAGUGACAGUUGCCGAAGUCCAGAGGCGACUGUCCCCGCCUGAGUGCUUAAAUGCUUCAUUACUGGGAGGUGUCCUCAGAAGAGCCAAAUCUAAAAAUGGUGGCCGAUCCUUGCGGGAGAAGUUGGACAAGAUUGGGUUGAAUCUUCCAGCGGGGAGACGGAAAGCUGCCCACGUCACCCUCCUGACAUCUUUAGUAGAAGGUGAGGCUGUCCAUUUGGCUCGGGACUUUGCCUAUGUCUGUGAAGCAGAAUUUCCUAGUAAAUCCGUGGCCGAGUAUUUAACCAGACCUCAUCUCGGAGGACGCAAUGAGAUGGCAACUAGGAAGAAUAUGCUGCUGGCGGCACAGCAAGUGUGUAAAGAAUUCACAGACCUUCUCAAUCAAGACCGAACUCCCAAUGGGAACAACCGGCCCACUCCGGUCCUGGAGACCAGCAUUCAGAACUGCUUGUCUCAUUUCAGCCUGAUUACCCACGGGUUUGGCAGCCAGGCCAUCUGUGCUGCUGUGUCUGCCAUGCAGAACUACAUAAAAGAAGCCCUGAUGGUCAUAGACAAAUCCUACAUGAACCCCGGAGACCAGAGUCCAGCCGAUUCUAGCAAAACCCUGGAAAAGAUGGAGAAGCACAGGAAGUAAA
Globicephala melas (long-finned pilot whale) is the source of this 1507-nucleotide messenger RNA. It is a transcript of the gene TFAP2C, whose product is annotated as transcription factor AP-2 gamma. Gene Ontology annotation, cellular component: nucleus. Lineage: Eukaryota; Metazoa; Chordata; Mammalia; Artiodactyla; Delphinidae. Gene Ontology annotation, molecular function: DNA-binding transcription factor activity, RNA polymerase II-specific; RNA polymerase II transcription regulatory region sequence-specific DNA binding. Gene Ontology annotation, biological process: anatomical structure development; regulation of cell population proliferation; regulation of transcription by RNA polymerase II. The record is from RefSeq and is a predicted model, not a curated record.